This is a messenger RNA of Girardinichthys multiradiatus, 4898 nucleotides long. RefSeq names its product amyloid beta (A4) precursor protein a (gene appa). The transcript has 16 exons. Gene Ontology annotation, biological process: central nervous system development; axonogenesis. Gene Ontology annotation, cellular component: membrane raft; cell surface; early endosome. Lineage: Eukaryota; Metazoa; Chordata; Actinopteri; Cyprinodontiformes; Goodeidae. The record is from RefSeq and is a predicted model, not a curated record. Bases 94 to 2403 code for a protein of 769 amino acids. Gene Ontology annotation, molecular function: transition metal ion binding; signaling receptor binding; serine-type endopeptidase inhibitor activity.
UCACCAUCAGACAGCGGGAGUCACCGGCGGAGAGCACACCGACUCAUACGUUACAAAACGCUGCCUUUAGGAGCGUUGCUUUCGCCAAACGACAUGGAAGACCGAGUGGCUUCACUGCUGCUGGUUUGGGUGGCCUCGGCCCUUGCUGUGGCGGUUCCCACAGAUGUUUCGAUGGGUCUGCUGGCUGAGCCCCAGGUGGCCAUGUUUUGCGGUAAACUCAACAUGCACAUCAACGUGCAGAGCGGCAAGUGGGAACCCGACCCCUUUGGAACCAAGAGCUGCAUUGGUACCAAAGAGGGCAUCCUGGAGUACUGCCAGGAGGUGUAUCCGGAGCUCCAGAUUACCAACGUGGUGGAAGCCAACCAGCCAGUCAGCAUUCAGAACUGGUGCAAGAAGGGACGCAAGCAGUGUCGCAGUCACAUGCACAUAGUGGUGCCCUAUCGCUGCUUGGUGGGAGAAUUUGUGAGCGAUGCCCUGCUGGUUCCUGACAAGUGCAAGUUCCUCCACCAGGAGCGGAUGGAUAAAUGUGAGAGCCACCUGCACUGGCACACUGUAGCCAAGGAGUCUUGCGGAGACCGCACCAUGAAUCUCCAUGAUUACGGGAUGCUGUUGCCUUGCGGCAUCGAUCGCUUCAGAGGAGUGGAAUUUGUCUGCUGCCCCGCCGAGGCGGAGCAGGGCACAGAUAGCGUGGAGCAGGACGCUGAUGAUUCGGAUGUCUGGUGGGGCGGAGUGGAGACGGACUACGCAGACAACAGCAUGGUGCGGGAGCCGGAGCCAGCAGAGCAGCAAGAGGAAUCCAAACCAUCUGUGGUAGAGGAGGAUGAGGACGAGGAGGCGCCGGAGGAGGAGGAGGAGGAGGAUAACGAAGAAGAGGAGGAAGAGGAUCUGUUGGAUAACGACCAGGACGGAGAUGGAGAGGAGGAUGAAGAGGCAGUGGAGGAGGAGGAGGAUGAAGAUUACGGCGUCAUCAUCGAUACGCUUGAUGACAGCGAUGAUGCUGAUGAGCCCACCACUAACGUUGCCAUGACGACAACCACCACUACCACCACCACCACCACAGAGUCUGUGGAGGAAGUUGUCAGAGAUGUUUGCUGGGCCAAUGCUGAGACUGGCCCAUGCCGGGCCAUGCUGCCCCGCUGGUUCUUUGACCGACAGGAGGGCCACUGUGUUCAGUUUAUCUACGGCGGCUGCGGAGGCAACCGGAAUAACUUUGAGUCAGAGGAGUACUGCCUGGCUGUCUGCAGCAGCGUCAUGCCCACCGCCAUGCCCAGCUCCCCCGACGCAGUGGACCACUAUCUGGAGACGCCCGCUGAUGAGAACGAGCAUGCCCACUUCCAGAAAGCCAAGGAGAGUCUGGAAGCUAAGCACCGUGAGAGGAUGUCCCAGGUGAUGAGGGAGUGGGAAGAGGCUGAGAGGGAAGCCAAGAAUCUUCCACGUGCUGACAAGAAGGUUGUGAUUCAACGCUUCCAGGAGAAGGUGGAGGCUCUGGAGCAGGAGGCAGCCAGCGAGCGUCAGCAGCUGGUGGAGACCCACAUGGCCCGGGUGGAGGCUCUACUUAAUGACCGCCGCCGUCUGGCUUUGGAGAGCUACCUGACCGCUCUGCAGCAGGACCCACCCAGGCCCCGUCACGUCUUCAGCCUGCUGAAGAAGUACGUUCGUGCCGAGCAGAAGGACCGGCAGCACACCCUCAAACACUUCGAACACAUCCGCAUGGUGGAUCCCAAGAAGGCUGCUCAGAUCAGACCUCAAGUGCUAACCCAUCUGCGUGUUAUUGAAGAGCGCAUGAACCAGUCUCUGGGUCUUCUCUACAAAGUGCCUGGUGUGGCUGACGACAUCCAAGACCAAGUUGAGCUCCUGCAGAGAGAGCAGGCCGAGAUGGCCCAGCAGCUGGCCAACCUGCAGACAGAAUCGAGAGUGAGCUACGGGAACGACGCCCUGAUGCCCGACCAGGAAUUCGGAGACAUCCAGACAGACCUGCUUCCCGAGGAGGACACUCUGGGCCUGGAAGGAAUCGGCUUCGUCCACCCUGAGAGCUUCAACCAGCCAAACAGCGAGAACCAAGUGACUGGAAUGAAGAUGGACGCUAUCCCCAAGCUGCGGAUGGAGACCGAGGACAGACCGGGUACUGAAUAUGAAGUUCACCACCAGAAACUGGUCUUCUUCGCUGAGGACGUCGGCUCCAACAAGGGCGCCAUCAUCGGCCUUAUGGUCGGAGGCGUCGUCAUAGCAACGGUGAUAGUCAUCACCCUGGUGAUGCUGAGGAAGAAGCAGUACACCUCCAUCCACCACGGAGUCAUUGAGGUGGAUGCUGCCGUCACCCCCGAGGAGCGCCACCUGUCCAAGAUGCAGCAGAACGGUUACGAGAACCCGACCUACAAGUUCUUUGAGCAGAUGCAGAACUGAAGAGAAAAUCACAUUUUCACACACUUCGCAUAAACACACCAUCACUCCCCGUUACAUCACACACCUUCCCCUUCCUCCCUCAUUAUCCUCCCCCCAACCUGCCCCCAUGUCUCCAAGAGGCAGAGAUCGCUGAGUGAUUGGGAUAGUCGGUUACAAGCAAACAGAGCGACUGUAGUGUGGGUUUGUUUCAUUUCUGCCUGGCCUGACGCCUCGGCCAAACCACUUUGUUCACUUUAUAGGAGGAAGACGCCUUUUUUAAUUAAAGACAAGGAGUUUGUAGAAGCUGCUGCGUCUGGGCCUGCUGACCCACCCGAGGCAUCGAAACCAAGCACACUUCCUCGACGCUGAUCAGCUCACAGUUUGGUUUGGGGUGGCUGUCGGUGGGGUAUCCUGAGAGUUAACCUCACCCCUUGAUCAGCAUGUUUCUAAAAAUCGGUUGCAAUCAUUUCGUAUAACUUCCAGCCAAAUCCUCCUGCGUUCUGAAAUAUAUAAUGAAGCUGAGCAUUGUGUUUUAAACACCGCACUCCCCCUACAGUCUACACUGGAGAACAAGAGUGUGUCCCCUCCUUUCUUUCUCUUCCUUUCCUCUCCCCCUCCAUCCUCCUUCCUUUCAUAGAACAGCUGGGCUGUGUUAAGCCACACAUGGCUCUUAAGGACACCGUGAGAAGCUGACAAUAAUGAUCAUGUUGAUGACAGCAGCAGUAGUAAUUAUGUGUUCUUAAGGAACUGUCUUUAUUUUAGAGGUUCUCUCUAUCGUUUCCACUUUUCUUUUCCAAAAAAGAUUGAAAACAGUUAAAAAAAAUAAAAAAAAAAGUCAACUGAUGUAAAAUCAUUUUUUUUAAAAUUGCGUGUAAUGUUGCUGAAGUCUUAGCUGUUCCUUAUGUAGUGUGCAUGACAACAACAGGAUUUGGAGAAAAAAACAACACAGGAUCUUAACGCUGCUCUCUCUGGAAAUCCUUCCUCACGUAUAGAUUGUCAUUCUAGCAAGAUUGUACAUUUAGUAUCCAAUCGUGAUCACGUGACAUCAAACAAGAAUGAAUAAUAUAUAGAAAUCUAGAUGAACGGGCUCUGCUUUGAUAUCAUGUAAAGAUGUUUUUUUUCCCCCUCCUUUAAGUUAAAGUUCCUUGUUUGCAUUUCUGAGCUCCUCCGCUCCUCAGGCUGCAGGAUGGGGAAGAGAUUCAUCUUUGUAAAUUUUCAUCCAUGAAAGUAUAUCGAUAAAAAUCCUCUUGGAAUCACUCCUAAUCAUGAUCACUUCACGUUCCUGUUUUCUGCUAAACGGCUUGUUGUUUGGGUGAAGGUUGAGAGGACACUUUGAGCAGCAGGUUAGGAUAGUUUCCAUGUUGCAAGGUUCCUACACAGUCUGGAAAAGCCAAAUAUGAUUUUUGAAAAACACUUUUAUUUCAGCAUUUUAAUCCGUAUUGCUUUGCUAAAAUGUGUCCUGACUACUUUCUCCCUUCCUUCUGCCCUUCCACCCUGGUCCCACCUUGCUUCUUUUUGUCCUUCGAUCUUAAGCUUGGCCUAUGUUCCUUCCUUCCCUCCUUUAUGGCAUUUAUCCUUCUUUCCUUAUUUGUUUCCUUGCUUCCCUCUUUCCUUGUCUCCUCUCACUGUCUCGUGCGGUCCUUCCUUUCGUGUCCCACCAUUCUAGUGUCCUUUCGUCAUUUCUUCCUUCCGGUUUCUUGUUUUUGCAGAUUACAUAUUUACAGGUUGCCUGCUGUGGAAUAUUUAUCAUAUAUUUCUGGUGAACUUAGGUAUUUUAUAUUUUUAUGGUGAACACAAAAUACUGGGGACUCUGGAAAGUUGAAUCUGCAAACGUCUGGCAUUUUAACAUGGAAAAUGUGUAGGAACCCUGAUGUUGUCAUUUUCAGUCGGGGGUUUUUCCAGUUCUAAGCCAAGUCAUUAUUUUUUUAGCUUUGCUUCAGGAGUGCUAGGAGGUGGAGGUGGAGGAGGAGGAGGAGGAGGCGGCACAGGAGAGGGAGAGAGAGGAAAUGACUUGCAGUUCCGGAUGGAUAACCAGUCAGUCAGGCAGUCUGUGUAUAUAAUGGAUUUUCACUUCCCGCUGCACCUCCCCUCCCUUCCUCGCCUUUCUUUCCCUCCAGGCGUGCAGCUCACCUCUCUGCCACGAGCUCAGAAGCUGACAUACAGAUAUAAGGGCGUUUACCAUCGAGAAUUGACAGCAAGUUGGAGGAGGAGGUAAAGGCAGGGAGCAAGUAAUAAAAUCAACACCACGUAUGAAGAGCUACAGUGGAACUACUCAAACAUGUUUAGAGAUCUCAUAAAUGAAAUGCUGAGUAAAAUGUAUAUUUUAGGAAUGCAAUUGGGUGAGUUUGUGGUUUCAGAAGGUGCUCAGUAGAAUAGAAGAAGCAGGAUUUUCUUUUUUUUCUGUGGGGUAUAUAUUAUUUUUUUUUUCACUGUGUAAUAUUGUGCAGGCCAUUUGCAUCGACUGGGAUAAUGCUUUCUACACUGUAUUCCAUAAUAAAGUUUUGAAUGUACAUAAA